Thamnophis sirtalis is the source of this 1869-nucleotide messenger RNA. The record is from RefSeq and is a predicted model, not a curated record. Lineage: Eukaryota; Metazoa; Chordata; Lepidosauria; Squamata; Natricidae.
UACUUGGCUUUUAAUUUAGGAGGGCUGGAAUUCAUAAUAUCUAUUCUACUACAGUACAGAUUUGCCCGUGUGGAACAGCCUUCUCAGUUCGGCGGUGACCCGUGUGAUUACACUGACAAUGAAAGUGAAGAUUGUGUUAUAAACAGACCUUGCAGUAAGGCUCGUUGUGAAGGCUUUCUCUGUGCCACAGGCCGCUGCAUCAAUCGUAGGCUGCUUUGCAAUGGGGAUGAUGACUGUGGAGAUCAAUCAGAUGAAGCUGAUUGUAAGAAGGUAUAUCAGAGGUGCAAUCAGGUCUUGGAACAAUUUUGGGGAAUACAGAUGCUGUCAAGUGGGGUGGUGUUUUUAAUGCAUAUUUAUUCUGUUUUCAAAGGAUAUAACUUCAGAGAUGUCCAAGCUUGUACACAAAAUGGUGUUAAAGUUGGCGUAACUAUUAAAGAAGUUAGUGUAUCAGUAGGAAUAACUGCUGGAGGGUGUAAUGCCAUUUUAAAAGAAAUUGGAGAUACCACAUCAGAAAAGAAAUUUGUGGAAGACUUUAUUGCUCUUAUCCGUGGAGGGGCCAGUGAACACAUUACAGCACUUGCAAACAAGGACUUGCCCAAUGCAGAACUGAUGCAGGAGUGGGGGGAUGCUGUUCAGUACAACCCAGAGAUCAUCCGAAUGAAGGUGGAACCUCUUUACAAUUUGAUUACUGCAAAUACUUUUGCCAAUGCUGCUACACUGAAACAAAACAUGAAGCUUGCUCUCGAGGAAUUCCAUCAGGAAACAAGUAACUGUGGAUGCACUCAGUGCCAGGGCAACGGAACCCCAUUUUUGAAAGGGACUCGCUGUGAAUGCAUUUGUCCCCUAGGACACGAGGGUACUGCCUGUGAAAGAACACAAAGAACAAAUGUUCCAAUUGAUGGAAACUGGAGCUGCUGGUCCAGCUGGACCCCAAGUAGUGGAAGACAAAAAUCUAGAAGCCGGCAAUGUAACAACCCACCUCCUCAAAAUGGCGGCAGUCCUUGUCCAGGGCCAAGUCAGGAAACUACUUAAUGAUUGUGUUGAAAAGUUGUUUGGAAAGGGAACAUGCAGGUUAUGCUGAGUUUUGUUCAUAAAUCCAAACAGUUGGAUGAUGGGUUAAAUGAUAAAUAGUGCAGUCCCAUUUAGAAAUCCUUUUUCAGAUGUGGAAAUGUAUGAAUGAAAUACAAUAAACUUUAGAGCCUACAGAGGAAGGUACCACAUAUUACCUUUUGGAUUAAAAAAAUGCAUACUGUUUUAAAAUCUGUUUUAUGAAUGUUUAUUAUGCCAGUCAUGAGAGAGCUUAAGGGUGCAGAGGUACCUUGUAAUAUUAAAGGUCAUCAUUUCCCCUUCCAGCAUUAAGAAAUAUUGACCUUUUUCAGAUAGUUAAGUAAAGCAACUUCUAGCAAGAACAUAUUACUUAUUUUUCUAUCAAUGUAACAAUACAGCUUUUCUAAUAGUCACUGGAGGGUAUUUCUAGCUGCUGAGAUACCUAGGAUAAAUGAAAGCUUAAAUCUCAAUCAAAGCAGCCUCGUCAAAUAUAAACUUGAAAGCAAUGUGACAAUAAAUCCUGUUUCCCAUUUAUUGCCUAAAACGUAACUGAUUUAGCCAAUUAGGUCGGGUUUUUUUUUAAAAGAAAGAAAAUAUGGAUUGUGAACUUCUUUCAAAUACCACCGUGACCCUCUAGUUUCUUAUCUGUGUAAUAAUGAUAUGUUUAUUCAUUGCAUGAAUUCUCCCAGCAAAUUACUUUUCAGAAGUAUAUAUUCACAAGCAUUUUGGAGCGCCAUAUAAACACAAACUAAAAUUAAUGAAAUUCAUAAAGAUCAUAGGGAAAUACUUUGAAUUUGUGCACAAUAAAAUAGAUUAAUUGUU